This is a messenger RNA of Amblyraja radiata (thorny skate), 1206 nucleotides long. RefSeq lists its product as uncharacterized. NCBI's taxonomy places the organism in Eukaryota, Metazoa, Chordata, Chondrichthyes, Rajiformes, Rajidae. Bases 22 to 714 code for a protein of 230 amino acids. The transcript has 3 exons. The record is from RefSeq and is a predicted model, not a curated record.
UCGUACCUCGAAACAUCCACCAUGAUAAUCAAGACAACUGUGAUUUCAAUCAUCCUCACAAUCUCGGGCUCUUUGGCCCAUGAAGAAGAUCAGUUACUAAGUGCUUUGACUGAAUGCAUCAAGGAAUUGAAGAACGAUGCCAAAGAUGGUGCAGACCUGAUCCAUGGUUCAAAUGUUGACCAGCGACACCUCAUCACACCGUACAACCCGAGUCUGGCUCUCCUCAGAGACAACUUUGAAACAAAGAUGUCGGAGAGAACGGAUGCUAUUCAGCAGCAGUUUGCACAGCAGCUGGGUGACCUGAGUGAUAGGCUGUCAGCUGCCAUCGAGAAUGUGCGGCUGACAAUGAGCCAGAACGUCGAAGCACUUUCGCAAAGGCUGACGCCCAGUGUCGAGAAACCCAGCCCUCAACACAACAACACCAACAAACAUCAGGGGCAGGUAUGGAAUCCCAACAACAAGGACCUUCCGAACAACACGGACAACACUAAGGAGGUGAGGGAUGUGCUGGGUCCAUUCUUUCCGCAACUGCAAAAGAAAAUCACGGAAGACAUGGACAGCCAAGGUGCGUCAGCCCAUGAGGGGGGGAACAUUGACAAAAUUGACCAGGUCCUCGAGGAGCUGCUCAGCAAGUUGACUCCUAUUCUCAAAGAUAGUUAUAGAAAGGUGAGCCAAAUGUCCAGCGAAAUGGCCCUGAAAGCUUGUGUCAAAUAAUUCGAGUAGAGAGGUAAGGAUGAGGGAGAGAGAGAGAGACUUGUGAUCCGAAAGGUGGUCACUUACAUCGGUAACUAACCAACUAACUGAAAGCAAACCUUACGACUGUUAAAUGCUUGAAAACAAAAUCUGGAGUCGUUCAACGAAGAUCUCAGCAUCAACAUCAAACAGUAGGUAGAAUCGAUUGUUCACUUCAGUGGCGACUACAUAAAGGACAACAAAAUCGAGGAGAACUCGCAAAAGAAAAUUCCCCCCAUGUACAAACGUCAAUCAGCAGAAUUUUUAGUCUCAGCCUUCAGCUAUGCCGAUCUUCAUCACCAGCAAUUAGAGAACUAAAAGGAAACUAGAAAAGUGCUUAGCCAAACGACAUCCCUGAACUGUGGAAUUGCUUAGAAACUCAAAAUUGCUUGAUGUUGUUAAAAGCCUUUUAUCACCUUUCCAAUUCAUUUAUUUGGGGGAAAGGAUUGAUUCUGGAGUCAUGAUUUAAAAAAU